Messenger RNA from Capsaspora owczarzaki ATCC 30864, 1337 nucleotides. RefSeq names its product solute carrier family 35 member 2. Bases 31 to 1218 code for a protein of 395 amino acids. NCBI's taxonomy places the organism in Eukaryota, Filasterea, Ministeriida, Capsasporidae. The record is from RefSeq and is a predicted model, not a curated record. Gene Ontology annotation, biological process: pyrimidine nucleotide-sugar transmembrane transport. Gene Ontology annotation, cellular component: Golgi membrane. The transcript is spliced from 2 exons. Gene Ontology annotation, molecular function: pyrimidine nucleotide-sugar transmembrane transporter activity.
CACUCCGUAUUUUCUUCUUUGCUGUUCAGGAUGAGCGACCCUUCCAUUCGGUUCGGUGCGUUCACCAUCCCGAUCAAGUACCUCAGCCUGGCCAUCCUGGUCAUCCAGAACUCGACGCUCGUCCUCACAAUGCGCUACUCGCGCACGAGCGAAGGCCCAAUGUACCUCUCGUCCACGGCCGUCGUCAUGACCGAGGCCAUCAAGCUGCUCACCUGCCUCGUCAUCAUCUUCUUUGAGGAGAACCUCAGCGUCGCCGCCACGCUCGGCCUGCUCCACCGCGAGAUUGUCGCCAAGCCAGACGAGACGGCCAAAAUGGGCGUCCCGUCCUUCCUCUACACGCUCCAGAACAACCUGCUCUUUGUCGCAGUGUCGUAUCUGGACGCAGCCACGUUCCAAGUCACCUACCAGCUCAAAAUCAUCACGACCGCGCUCUUCUCCGUCAUCAUGCUCGGCAAGCGUCUCACCCGCGCCAAGUGGAUUGCCCUCGUCGUGCUCAUGGUCGGCGUCGCGCUCGUCCAGCUCCCACCGCCCAAGGCCACGGAGGAAUUGCCUGCCCGCAGCGAAAACAACGGUGGCGUCGUCCCUGCUGAUGCUGCAGGGGCUGCUGGACGCAAGCUGAACGGCCUGGAACUGACGGCAGACCUGCCCGAACAACACCUGCGACGCCUGCUCGCUGCCAUCCCCGCCAACGAGAAAGAGUCAGAUGCAGAGCUGGCAGUCGCAGGCGAUGAUGCCGGUGCUGCGUCCGGCUCGUUCAUUGGUCUGAUGGCCGUCAUUACCGCCUGCUGCUCGUCGGGCUUUGCCGGCGUCUACUUUGAAAAGAUUCUAAAAGGCACCCAAGCGUCCAUCUGGGUGCGCAACGUGCAGCUUGGCUUGUUUGGCGCCAUUAUUGGUAUCAUUGGCGCCUUCUACCAAGACGGCGCGGCGAUCGCCGAAAACGGCUUCUUCCAAGGCUACACUACGGUCGUCUGGCUGGUCAUUCUCAUGCAGGCGUUUGGCGGCCUGCUCGUCGCCGUUGUUGUCAAGUACGCAGACAACAUUCUCAAGGGCUUUGCGACCUCCGUCUCCAUUGUCGUCUCGAGCAUAAUUUCCAUCUUUUUGUUCGGCUUCCACCCACACAUGGCAUGGAACGUUGGUGCUGGGUUUGUGCUCCUUUCCACUUACCUGUACUCGCUCCCGGACGCCCCUGUCGACCAAAUCCGACGCUCGAACGUGUAAAAUUCACGUGGUGUUGGGGGGAUUUUUAUCUGUUCUUGAGCUGUUUUUGUUUUUUGGUUUUUUUGGUUUUUGGUUUUUGGUUUAGGGUUUUUGGUUUUGGUUUGUUUUGGGGGGAAGGG